Messenger RNA from Dreissena polymorpha, 6853 nucleotides. RefSeq names its product zinc finger protein 704-like. The record is from RefSeq and is a predicted model, not a curated record. Lineage: Eukaryota; Metazoa; Mollusca; Bivalvia; Myida; Dreissenidae. Gene Ontology annotation, molecular function: DNA-binding transcription factor activity; RNA polymerase II cis-regulatory region sequence-specific DNA binding. Gene Ontology annotation, cellular component: nucleus. Gene Ontology annotation, biological process: regulation of transcription by RNA polymerase II. The coding region runs from base 169 to 1737 and encodes 522 amino acids. The transcript is spliced from 7 exons.
GAAGUCCCGCCCAUCACAAGACAUCAAAACAAACCGGCGCAGUUACCGGCAUAUGUUUGUUGAAUAGAAACUUAAAAACAUGACAGUUGUUGUGGAAAGUUUUUACGGUAAUGUGAAAUCGAUGAUCUAAAGUGUGUAUUCAGAAAGUUUUACUAAAAUCUGGCCGCGAUGUUUGGCAGUAGAAGACUCGCAAAACGCUCGAUUGUGGGAACCCGAGUUGCAGCGAAAUGGCAAGAUGGCCGAUAUUAUCCCGGCGUAAUUCGCGGUGAAUACGCCGAAGAGACUCCAUUUACUGAUGCAGUUUACUCGGUUCUGUUCGAGGACGGUUACGAGAAGAAUAUUCCGUCAAAAAGCAUCGUCGGACCCGGUUUUCAGCCCGGGACGACGUGCGUUUUGAAGAACGGGCAGCCGGUUUUCUUGACUUUGAAUGGCCGAGAGGUCAGCGGGCUGGUGGUCAAUCAUUCAUUGGAGGUGGACGAGGUAUUGGUCAACGUGCAACUGCCCAAUGGCGACGACAUCGACGUCAUUAAAAGACUCGACGAUGUCCGGCUGAUGAAAAGUCGAAAAUCGUCUCGCCUGAAGGACCAAGAUACGGACUAUUCCAAACUGGCUGAUCUGCAGUUGAAUGAGGCCAAGAAAAGAACCGUGUCUUCAGGAAUCGACAUGCCCAGCAAGCCUAUCCAAUACAGGGCAAUUCGAAUCAACGAUGAUGCAGACGGACACACAAAUGUCACAACAGCGUCUGACGAGAGCACCGAAGACGUGGAGAUGAUGGACGAGAAUAUCGCAGCCCUCGUCCUCACAAGUCUCAGUUGUAGCCCGCAGUCACCACAUUUCAAUGCCAAUGACUUCAGAGAUUUCUGCCGCAAUAGCCAGCUAUCAAGCAGCUCCCAGAGCAGUGGUUUCUAUAGCAACCAGUCUGAGCGCAGCGACCCCUCACCCCCAGCCCCAAGUCACCUUAGCGAGAGUGCCCCCACGGGGUCCAGCAUGGUGUUCAAGAACUACCAUGUAGACGAGGGGAUUGCAGUGGACACGAUCAAGUUGGACGGAACGGAAAAUGGAUCUCAGAGACCGAUGUGUAAGAAAACGAUGUACCAGUGCACGUGGCCAGGAUGUUCCAAGAUCAGUGCCACCUGUGAAAACAUUGAGAAACACAUUCGGGACUUGCAUCUUGGAUCUGAUAUUACGGAGGAUCACGAUGGUGAGGAAGAUUUCUACUACACAGAGAUUGAGGUGAACGUUGAGAACGUCACACAGGGCUUCUCUGACAUGUGCUCCUCCCCCUCAACCCCGCCCCCCUCUGGAUUUGACACGCCCACAGGCCAUACCCCUCUCGUCUUGCCUGAUCAUGACUACCAGAAGAAGGACUUCCAGGCCAGCUUUGCUUCUAGUGUUCCGUUAACAAGUGCUUUCCUGAACCGAACCAACGCCAUGCCCAUUCCAAUUAAGAUUGGAGAAAUACAGCGAUCUCUCUCCUGGCAAAACACCAACACUCUAUCUGCCAGCCCCUCUCCCCCGAUAAGGAUCUCAAAUCGACCAACCCCUCAGGAAAGGCUGCAACAGCACCAGGCACAGUCCCCGAAAAUCCACAAUUUCUCGUCAUCGAAAUCUCUCGCGAUACACAAGAAGGCGCGGUCAGAGGUGCGCAAGUGCCGAAAGGUCUACGGUAUGGACAACAGAGACAUGUGGUGCACCCAAUGUAAGUGGAAGAAGGCGUGCACAAGAUUUCUGGAUUGAACUAGACACUGGUGAGACGACUGAAAUGCCCCAAAGAUAAAGAUUUGAAAAAUUUCUUGGAACCAAGUGGCCAAAAGGGUAUAAAGUCAGAGGUGAAUUUAGAUUUGUUUGUAUAGUGAAACCUGUUUGACGAUUGUUUAUACAGUGAAACCUGACAAAACUGAACCCCUUUAAAACAGAUUCUCGGUCAAAACCAAAGGAAUGUGUAUGUCCCGAUUUCUUUUCAUAAUAAUAAAAUAAUAAAAAUAAAAUAUAUAAAAAGAACCGCAAUAAAUUCAUGUAUCCACCAAGGUCAUUUUUUUUUAACCACAAAAUUAAAUGCCAACAAAUAUGAACGAUUUAUCAGUAAUUAUUACUAUUCAAAUGGAAUAGGCAUGAUUGUGCUAAAAGAAAGACUGUGAGUUAAAGUUGUUUUGAAAAAAGUUUCUGACAAUUUGUAAAGUACGGAAACUUAACCCUUUCAGUGCGGGAACCGAAUUUUGAAGGCCUUUGCAAACAGUUUGAAUCCAGAUGAGACGCCACAGAACGUGGCGUCUCAUCAGGAUCCAAACUGUUUGCUACUCUGAUAAUAUUCUUUGAAUAAAAUCGAAGAAAAUGCUAAUUUUAGAAAUUCAGCAGACAACAUUUUAGCAGACGACAAAUUUCCCAGCAUGCAAUGGGUUAAAAGAGUAACAUACUCUAUGAGUAGCAUUAUGCCUUUCAAAUGUACAAAUUCAUUAUUGGACAAUAUUUUUGCAGUUUGUCCCGGUGAAGAUAUUGUUUUAUGAGAAGAAGGAAUUAUUCAAACUUAAAAAAUGUUUAUUUUUUUAGAAAUAGUUGGUUUUUGUAGUGUCAAUAGCAUAUAAUGUCAAAUUAGUAUGGUUCUUUUUUUUUGGGGGGGGUAGAGAAAAUGUUUGAGAAUAACCAACAGCAAAGCAAUGUUAGGUUAAGCUUCAACAGUUACAAGCAUUCAUAUAUAAUUAUUCCAUUAAAUCUCUUUAUUUAUUGUGCCGUCAGUAGGGUGGCAUAUAGCAUUUGAACUGUCUGUCCGUCCAUCCGUCGGAAAACUUUAACAUUGGCCAUAGCUUUUGCAAUAUUGAAGAUAGCAACUUGAUAUUUGGCAUGCAUGUGUAUCUCAUGGAGUUGCACAUUUUGAGUGGUGAAAGAUCAAGGUCAAGGUCAUCCUUCAAGGUCAAAAGUUAAAAAAUACAAUCCAAGGGAAGUAAUAAGCUUUAAAAGGAUAAUUUCUAAACCUGUCAAAUGAUGUAUUGAAAUUUCAUUUCAAAGCGACGCAAUAGGAGGCAUUGUGUUUCUGACAAACACAUCUCUUGUUUAAGAGAGUUUGAUACAUGAAUCGUAGCUAUAACAGUUUCAAGCAUAAGAAGUUGUAAAGCAAAAUGUUAUAUUCCUCUCAAACAGUGUCAUAGUUAGACAUUGCCUGCUUAGGUCAUGUUAAUGACGUUAAAACACAUACAGAAACUAUUUAAUCAAGAAGCAAUUUAUUAUUUUAAGACUAUCCUUAGCUUUGUACUGGGACUUCCUGUUUAGGCCUAGCUGGAAGAUUGCUGACAUGUUUUUUUACACCAAUGGUGAGAAUGCUUGCUAUUGUAACUAAAGUGGCUGGUUUUUAUUAUUGCAACAAAGUCUCAAUCUUACUGAUGUUUAUUUUUUACCAAUACAUUUGUCACUUAUGCCAGUUUUUUAAGAAAAUUUACCAGUUAGAAUGUAGAGCAGUGGCUUCAAUUGCAAAUUUAUUGCAAAAUAUUCAGGGAAAACUUUUUUGUUAGUAUGUCUGUGUUAUGAUUGGAACUCUUUUCUCUUGUGCUUUCUUUGAAUGUGCUUGUAUGCAUUCUUCAAUUUUGUGUAAAUUUCAAAAAAGAAUAUCUUCAUUAGAGAAGAACUCACUUAUUAUUUUUCACCUCGAUAUUUUUCAUGUUGUACAUACGUAGCUAAGCAUUAGAGGAACCUUUUCAUUUAGCCGGAAAGUAGAGUACAUGUAUAUCAUUACUUACUGAUUUUAAUAAAGAAAAUGUGAUUCGACAUCACUUACAUGGAUUAACAGAAUUGUACUGGUUUACAUUUUGAAUAUGAUUUUGUUACUUUGGGUUGCUUGGGUCUCUUUGGGUUCUUUUUUGUUAUUUUCUGAAGAGUUUCACACACUGUGAUUCAAUCUCCACGCAGAGUUGUUGUUCCAUGCUCUCACAUACAACCUCUGCCAUCACAAGAAAACCCCUCUAGAUCUUGAACGAUUUUUUGUUUGUUCAAGUAUUAUACGAUGAAAAGUAGUAUCUAAUGUCUUUUAUAUUUAGAAAAUAGUGUAUAAGUUUAGGUUCAUGAUAAAAAAUUAAUAACCUAAAUUAAAAGAGGUUAACAACUGGAAAAUUAUUGUACUCAGUGGCUUGGCUAUCAUCACGUGGUUGGUUAGAAUAGCAGGGAUUUGAUCCAGUCAUGCUGGUUCCAGUCAAAUCUCUGCGUGGAGUUUAACUGUGAUUCUUAUGUUUUACAUAUUUGUGCGAAUACCCAGUACAAACUUCUUCACUUUAUCAAAUAAGUUCUAUAUUUUAAUUAUGAUACAUUGGUAAUUAAAAUAGAUUAUUAAGUUCUUAAAAACUUAUGUCUCGAAAUAGGAGUUUUGUGUCCUUCAUCUUUUUUCGUGUUUGCUUUUGUUUGCUCUAGCUUUAGCACUUCAACAUGAAAUGCCAUUAUUAAAAAACCGGUGCAACAUUUCCGAGUGCACAUUGUAAAUAUUGUUAUGGGUGUCACUAAAACUAUUUUAUCAAGUUGUUUUAUUUUAUUUUAUAUAUUAUAUGAUAUUUAUGAUAUUAUUAUUUGUUUUGUGUGCUUUUCUAUUCAAAAGAAAUUUUUCAUAUUUUGAAACGGUGUUAAAGGGAUCUUUUCAUGGUUUGGUAAAUUGACAAAAUUGAACAAAGUUAGUUCAGAUUCGCAAAUUUUCGGUUUAGUUAUGAUAGUUGUGAGGAAACAGUAUAACUGAACAUUUGCCAUGGUCUAAUAUAGCCAUUAUAUGCAUCUUUUGACGAUUUAAAAACCUAAAAAUUAUAAAGCGUUGAAACGUGAAACGAUUGAAUAAUUGGGAGAGUUCUGUUGUUGUCGUUUAAAUUUGUGAAACUACGAAGAUUGCUUAUGCUUGGCAUGGUAGCUCAGUUGGCUAAUGCGUUUUUACUUCAGGAUUCAGGGGGUAACUGGUUCGCGCCCUGCUGCAGUCUACUUUUUUUUUCCUUUUUUAAAUUUUAUUUUUGAUUUUUUACUGGAGCUUUUUAAAAUUUAAUGUUUACAUAAAUCAAUAUAAAGCAUUUAAUGACAAACUUCAAAUUAAAUAUGCCAAAAUCUGUGAAAAGGCCCCUUUAAGUUUUACUACAAUAGGAAUUAUUGUUACUUUCGCGUGGGAAGAAGAGAUUAUAAUCAUUGAUCUUUCAAACGUAAUAUACUUAUUAAAAAUUAGUAAAUUCAUGUCUUGUAAGUCGGUAGUAUAUUAAAUACUGUUAAUAUUUUUUCAGUAAUUUUUAUGUUGCUGCUAUGUUUAUUACAGAAAUUAAAAUUAAAUUCCAAUGAAACAUCUGACAAAAAAGCAACAGUAACUAAGUGUUUAAGCCAAAGAUGUUGUGGUUCCUGUUCUUUCUUUCUAUAAGCAAAGCGACUUCAUAUAGGGCAAGUCUUUUCUCUUUCAUUUUUAUUAAUAUAUGCCUUUUACCUUUGUAUAUAGUUUUAGUAAGUUUUAUUUUUAUUUAAUAAAUAAGUCACUCAGUACUUUGUCAUAUAUAUAUAUGCCUAGAUUUUGUGGUAGAUUUGAUAAAAUAAAAUAACAUUAUAUCUUUUCUAAAGUUAAAAAUAAAUUGGUCUAUAAUUACAAGAAUUGAGAUCUGAAUGCUGCUUCUAUUGUGUUAUGAAUUAACAUCUUGUGUCCUGCAGUUCAGAACCUUAACACUUUAAACACAAAUAUAAAUUAUUGUACCUGUGCUAAAUUUAUUUCUGAAAUCUGCCUUUUUGCGCAUGUCAAUAAACAAUGGAAAAAUUGUUACUGGUACUAAUAUUUUACAGAUUAUUUAUUUCUUGGAAAUAUUUUUAAACAUUAAACUGUUCAUUAUGAUUCAUUUUCUUAUCCAAAUGUCUUGCCCUGUUAAUCAGAUAACGCAAGUUUGUUAAACUUGUUAAUACUUCAAUUUUUUUAUCUUCACUUCAACUUUUAUAAGCACUUUCCUGUGAAUAAUUUUUGUUUUAUUUAGCAUUGUGAUGAGUAAAAGAUUUGUGCAAUAGUUUGUGCUGAGAAAUAAAAGUAUUUUUUUAUUGCUGUCAGUCUUACGCAGAGCGUAUUUUCCAAAGUAUGAAAAAUCAACACAAAUUGCUUCCCCCCUUUUCUCAGGAAUAUUUUGUAUCAUUGUUAUUUGUGAUGUCAGUGUGCUUGUUUGUUGAUUUAGUAUAUUUUAACCUGUUAGUGAAAGCAUAUGUGAUCCUAGGUGAUUGAAGAAUGUUUUAUUUUUUGUAUAAAAUGUGUUUGUAUAGUGAAAGGAUUAAAUAUUUUAAUCGAAGGUCAAAUAUUUAUAUUCAAACUACACAACUUCAAUAAAAAUUACGUCAGGACCAUUUUUUAGUUUGACAAAUAUGUUUUACAAUUUGUGUAUUUUAUUGUCAUCAUCAACAAAGCAACUUAUUUUCAUCCAUAUUGCAUAUAAUUACUUAGGAAAAUUACUUAUGAAGAGUUAUGCAUAUACCUGUAUUUGUGUAAGUUAUUCGAUUAAACAAUGUGAAUUCUUUAAAAUAACAUUUACAUUUGUAGUAAAUGCAAUGGUAGGUAUUACUAGGUCAUACUAAAUAUGCAUCUCAAGGACAAGACAUGCGCAUUAUGCGUAUCUUCAAAAUAUGCAAAUGUGGAAUUAUAACUGGUAUUAAAUAUGUGCCACAAUUUUUCAUUUGAUUUUAUGUUAAGAUUAUGAUUUUCUUUUGACAUGACCUAUGUAGGAAUCAUUUGUCCAUAACUCAUUUAUAUAUUUACAUGUGUAACAUGCAGAUUUUGAUUGUUUUGUUUGAAAUCAAUAUAAAUGCUUGAUGUUUGCUUGAUUUGCUUGUCUGUUUUUGGAGUAUAGCCAACAUAUAUCAUACACAAUAAAGCAUUAUUCUUAGA